Molecule: messenger RNA, 1456 nt
Organism: Kockovaella imperatae
Lineage: Eukaryota; Fungi; Basidiomycota; Tremellomycetes; Tremellales; Cuniculitremaceae
Product: ribonuclease III domain-containing protein
Exons: 4
Coding region: 476-1357 (293 amino acids)
Biological process (GO): RNA processing
Molecular function (GO): ribonuclease III activity
Source: RefSeq, a predicted model, not a curated record
CACCAGCGACGUUCACAGGCAUGCAUGUUACACCUGUACUGCAGCCAACAAAUCACAAAAUCAGCGAGUGGGUUACUGGAUUGAUGUUUUGACAGGACGGAUAUUGUGACAUAUAUACCAUCAAUCUAGCGACCAUGUGGUUUUGACCUUGUACGAUUCCAACACUUGCUGCAGCACAUAGGGCAGGGAGUGACAGCUCCAGUAUCCAUCUCGAGGUAGAGACAUUCAUUCCAUCCAACAAGAACCGCACGGUUCACCAAGAUCUCGCUGCUCAAACACGCAUGACUUCCGACCUUUCCAGAGCCGGCAGACUCACCAAUUAACUUCCAAGCUCUCCCUCGCUUGUGCUUCUUGCAUAUAUAACUUGCGACCGGCCUUGCGGUUAUCACGGGCUCUACGCUCGGUACGAGCUGCGGCGUCCAGCAGCGGUCGUCGAUUUACAUCCGACUUCGUUCCGUUCCCUUUCGACGUCGAGAUGUCGUGGUUAUCUGGCGUUCCCCUUCCUCCCAUUCCACCAAUAGACAACCCUAAAUACGCGGACAUUGUCUUCACCCAUUCGAGCGCUCGAUCGCAGCAGCAUAGCUCCAGCUCAUUCGACUUGACCUCUGGUGCGGCGGAUCUGGACAACGAAAAGCUAGAGCAUGUGGGAGACGGCAUCCUAGGCGCUUUCAUAACCUUCCUGCUCAACGAACUAUAUCCUGACCUUGUCGUUGGUUCAGCCACUCUCCUGAAGUCCCGCCUGGUGUCCAACGCUACCAACGCUCAGCUCUCUCUGCACUACGGUCUACCGAAACAUCUCAGGGCCGCACAUGCAGCUGCACUCCCCCUACGCAAUCAGCCAAACGUUCAAGCGGACCUCUUCGAGGCUUAUAUCGGCGGCCUCUUCUACUCAUAUCUUCAUCGUGGGACACCUAGAUCCAAUCCAACACCCCCAUUGACACCUCAGCCUCAUGAACCCACAGCAUCGCUCGCGGACGGUUCCCCACGGCGUAUGUCAUACGGUCAAGCCAUGGACGAACUCGGUUUGUGGUUGCGGGCCGUUUAUACACCCCUAGCCCACAAGAUGAUGGACCAAAUACGGAGUGAGCAGUCAACAACAGAUAUCAAUGUGGCCUUGGAGCAGCAGGCAGCGGGAUCCACUGCUCUUCUUAACCAAUACUAUCUGACGCAUGAAAGCCGCCUGCCAUCUUACGCAUAUUCAGCGUCUGCGGACAGCUCGGGCAUGUGGACGUGCAUUUGUGUGGCACAGCGCCGCGAUGGCAGCGAGCUUCGAAGCGAAGCAAGCGGGACGACGAAAAAGGUUGCUGCGACUCUAGCAGCGUACAAGAUUUGUAAGGAAUUGAGCCUGGUGCCAUGAGACCUUUGAUACAGAAGCUGCUAGCUUGAAACGACCCUCACGACAUUGAUCGCCGUGCGUAGAUCAAAUUGUACUCAAAAUGCAUAGCGUCGCCGUGUG